AGUGAGCUCAGGCGCACAGGAAAUCCCGCCCGCGCCGCGGCCUGUGUUUGCGCUGCGGGCAGAGAAAGGAGCCGAGCCCCGCAGCGGCCCAGCCGAGCAGCCGCCCGCCCCGUGCCCAGCCAUGUCGGACCAGGAAGCAAAGCCUUCAGCUGAGGACUUAGGAGAUAAGAAAGAGGGGGAAUACAUUAAACUCAAAGUCAUUGGGCAGGACAGCAGUGAAAUUCACUUCAAGGUGAAAAUGACAACACACCUCAAGAAACUCAAAGAAUCAUACUGUCAAAGACAGGGUGUUCCAAUGAACUCACUCAGGUUUCUCUUCGAGGGUCAGAGGAUUACUGAUAAUCAUACCCCCAAGGAGCUGGGGAUGGAGGAGGAAGAUGUGAUUGAAGUUUAUCAGGAACAGACGGGGGGUCACUCAACAGUUUAGAUCCUUCUGUUUGUUUUAUUUCCCCUUAAUCCUUUUUUAUUUUUAAAUAAUAGUUCUUUUGUAAUGUGGUGUUCAACACUGAAUUGAAACUGGCACCCCAUCUCUGGGAGUUUAUUUUCGAGCGUCUGGUAUUUUAAAUUCUCGUGCUCAUUAUACACUAUUGUUUCUGUUUUCAUUGUGCUGAACUUCUGUGAUCCAGCUGCAGCCCUGCUCUCCUUUUCCCUUCCGCCCUCCCCUUUAGAAAUACAUAUACACACAUGCAUUUGUAUGUUCACUAAGUUCGUGCAUUUCAGGCACGAAGGUUGUAAGAUCUGCCAGGUGGGCGAGUGUUCUUAAUGACUUCCAUAUCUGCCCUGAAGUUUUGAUGUGUGACUGUUUCACUCCUGGACUAUAACUUUCAGUGCGAGAUGAAGUUUUUCAGAACUAAACUGUGGAGAAAUCAUGUAUCCGUAACUCAGAGCUAUUUUACUUAAAUUGUGCUGAUGGCCCGACGAAGAAGACCAGAGUUGGAAACGAAAAAAUCUAGAACCGUUGUCAUCUGUACCUUGCUCCAGAGAUGGCUUUGCUGAAGACAUAGAAUUGAAAACCCUAAUGAUUCUUAAAUCUUGCCAGAAGAGCCCAGAAGCAUUUUAACUUCAUAUAGCAAUUAGUACACGCAGGUAUUCAUGCAAGAAUGUUCACAGCAGGCAACUGGUGUUACUUUGACACUCUUGUUUGUACCUUUUGGCCUGGGACAUGGGUUUUGAAUGGACAUUGUCUGUACCAGCUUCAUUUAAAAUAAACAAGAAAAACGAUUUUAUAAACAAUUUGCAUUUUCUUUUCAAAUGUCUGGAAAUGAACAAAAAUGUGAAGGAAGAUAGUUGGGGCUUUCCUUUCUAGUACCACUACAUAAAAGGCAGAAAAAAAGUUGUGGUCUGUAAACAUACCUCCUAUAAAAGCAUUUACUUUUUUCUACUUGCAUAAGCAAUAUAAGCAAUAUACUUACUGGAUUGGGUAGCAGGUGACUCUUUAAGACUACUAGCUGUUUCUUGUUCUGUUAGGGAAUGUUCACAUAGUUACAUACUGCUUCACUUCAUGCACAAAAGUUACACUGAAAAUGCAACUUGGAAGAAAAUACAGAGGUUUAAUGUCUACAUUUCAAAUGAUUAUGAUACUAAUGAGUAAUCUCUCUAUGAUGGAUGACAUGGAAAUAUCAAGCUGCCUCAGCACACUUGAGGGUCAUUUUCAUGUUGUAGCUGGUUGCAGGUUCCGAAUAAUCUGAGAAAAUUUGAUUGGGUGUGAAAGCUCUGAUGGAAUGUUAUAAGCAGGGCAGGGUGGAGAAGGUUUCUGCAUUGCCCCUGCUUCAGCUUUUCAGCAGGUGGGUAGGACUUUGUUCCUGGCUUGGUUUUGUAAAUCAAGUUCAUUUAUGAAUGAGAAGUUAAUUUAAAAGCAUUUUAAUGCGGGUGUACUUGGAAGAAAUUGGAAAUGAGCUGUCCAUGAUCGGUUUUUAUAGCUCUGGCUGUAAAGCUUUACAGGAACUUUUAUGCUUGUGGUUUGUCUAAUUAUUAUUUUUUAUUUGCUGAUACUUCUACUAAUGCAUUGUGGAUCUGAAAUUCUUUAAAAGACUAAAACUUCUGAUUAAUAAAUAUUAGAAUGUGGGACUUCAA
Molecule: messenger RNA, 2073 nt
Organism: Coturnix japonica (Japanese quail)
Lineage: Eukaryota; Metazoa; Chordata; Aves; Galliformes; Phasianidae
Gene: SUMO1
Product: small ubiquitin like modifier 1
Molecular function (GO): protein binding
Source: RefSeq, a predicted model, not a curated record